Messenger RNA from Lathyrus sativus (Indian pea), 1170 nucleotides. Lineage: Eukaryota; Viridiplantae; Streptophyta; Magnoliopsida; Fabales; Fabaceae. The record is from the annotation of a GenBank genome assembly.
AUGAUGGAAGAAGAAGAAGAAGGUGACCUAGGUAAAGAUAAUGAUGUAACAAAUGUUGAAUUUCCAGUUUCAAUUUCAGACCCAAAAGGGAAAAAUGUUGUUAUGAAUUCUGAAACUGAGAACAAUGGAAUUGAAGAUGAGGGGGAUGUGGAAGUGGAUAUAAUUGGGAGUUCUGGUUUCAAGGGUGUGGAGAAUAGUUGUAUGGAUUUGGCUGUCGAUGAGAGUUCGAGCUUCAGUUCUUUUGGCGACGCGUGUCCUGGUUCUGCAUUAACUGAUUCUGAUGAGGCUGAAUCGUCGAUUCGUGAUGAACGGAGUAAGGGUUUGCCUCGAUUGAGAAAGAGAAAAAUGACUGAUCAUUGGAAGAAGUUCAUCUUUCCUAUAAAGCAGAGAUGUAAAUGGUUAGAGAUUCAACUGAGGAAACUUAACUCUCAAGCAAAGAAAUACGAAGAAGCAAUUGCGGCAUAUGAUCAACAAAAACAACUUCGGUUUUUGAUUCCUGCGGGAGAUGAUUUUAAUAUCAAGUCACUACCUAAAAUUGAUGGAAUUCAAAGAAAUGAAGUCAUGAUGAGAAAGAAAAGAAAGAGAGUUGAAGAAUGUGAUUUAUCAUCAUAUAUGUCUAACCAUUGUUUAUUCUCUUACUAUGAGAAUAAGAACCGAGAUCAUGAUGUUCCCGUGGAAGAUUCUCGUAAUGAUGUCAUGAGUGAUGUUGAUAAUGCUGAGGAGUUCAAGUUGAAUGAAACGCGGUCUUCUGUAGAUCAUCGUAAAGAAACUGAUAAAUCCUUCCUUGAGUUCAUUGAAAAGAUUGAAGAGUUGUCUUCACAAGUUGUGAACUUGAAAACUCGGAUUAAUACCGUGAUAAAUGAAAAUCCAGGAAAGUUCAGUUCUAUAACUCAAUCGAACACAAUUGGGCCGUCUCAACAUAACUCUGAGCUAUGCGCAGAAGAUCAACCUAUGACGGAUAAUCCGUUAUUAUCUUGUGAAGGUAUAACUCCUUCCAUCGAAGCUGCCAAUACGACUCAGUUUGAGGUUCCAGGGGAAUCCAAGGAAUUAGUUGAGGAGCAAAAACCUAUUUCUCCAGUUCAAGCUUCGGACUCUGUUAAACCGUGUUCAACAUCAAGGUCACCUUUCCCGAAGAACACGAGGACGGUAAGGAAGAGAUCUGGCAAGUAG